GCCUUUGUGACGUACUCUCUCUUUACGUUAAUCACUAUGUUAUGUCUAGUAUAUAUAUGGUGGUUCUGUUAUUUUGGUUUAUCGAGAGCUCUUCUUCCGUUUAUUUGUGUCAGGAAUGUUAGGCUAAUGCGGCUCACUAACGGCUCGGCUGUUAUUCGGAAUUUUGAGCUGACAUCGAAAGUACUUCUGCAGUUUAAUGGCGUGGUAUCGUAAUAGGUGAAUGGAGUGGUUUUAUGGACUUGGGACCAUUAUAAUUGAUGGUAUGGUUGUCAUAGGUUGGCAUCGGUUCAGACGCAAAGUAGUACAUUUACUGAUUGGAUUUGUGAGGCAAAAACUUGGAGAUAAUGUAUCACCUACGAUACAAGAUAUAGAGGUGAUGUACCAAAGUCCAAACUACAUUUUGAUUAAUAAACGAUAUGAUGUUUUAAUCAAUAGCGAUUCACCAGAGGAUGAGGUAACUGUACAAACUCAGUUGCGGCGUAUUUUUCCUGACUUAGCUAACCCAAGGCUUGGUCAUGAAUUUAUGUUUGCUCAUCGUUUAGAUUACGCUACCAGUGGGCUGAUGUGCAUUUCGGUUCAUAAGAAAGCUGCUGGAGCUAUUACCAAGUGCUUUGUUCAUAAGCGUGUUGAUAAAUACUAUUUAGCACUUGUAAGAGGCCAUGUAUCAAAGGAGAUGCUUGAUGUUUACCUUCCAAUUGGUAAUGAUAUUCGUGAAGAAUGGGAAGGGAUUAGGAUGGCAACACCACUGAGUCCUUAUGCUGGUCGAUGUAAAGCAGCUCACACUCGUCUUUUGGUGCUUCAGAAAGGACUAUAUAACAAUUAUCCAGCAACAAAACUUCUACUAAAGCCAAUCACUGGAAGGAGGCAUCAGCUUCGUGUUCACCUCUCAGAAUCUGGCCACACAAUUGUUGGAGACUUCACUUACUCAAAUCGUCGUGAUCUCUUUCCUUACAGAAUGUUUCUUCAUGCCUAUAGACUUGUUGUACCAACCGAAUAUGAACAUAUUGAUGUGAGGACAGAUGAUCCUUUCACAGAAAAUGAUCCUCGAAAUAAAUGGACUGUUGUUGAGACACUGAAUACUUUAAAUGAGGAAACUUUUACAAAGUUAAAGCUAGGUAGAAAAUGGUAUAAAAAAUAAAAUCAUCAGAAAUGAUUUAAAAUCUUAAAUGUUCUUUGAUACCUCUAAACUGCUAAUUGCAUUGAAAUCUUGUUAUGCAUGUUAUUGUGAUGCUUUCUUGAUGCAUUUUUCUGUACAUAAUUAUAACAAAUGUUGAAUAUAUACAGUUUGUGUAUAUAUUUAUAUACAUAAUAAAUAAAACAGUGAUGCUUCUUGUUGAAAUCAUCAUAAUAAUGAAAAAAAAUAUGUAGAUAUAUUUGCUUACAUACCACUAAAAUGAGCUUUUUACCUUUACAAGAUACAGUGCUCAAGACUAUCAUCUGUGAUACAAUGAAUUGUUAAUGUUGUUAAUCUAUUUAUUAAACUUUUUUAUUAUU
This is a messenger RNA of Macrobrachium nipponense, 1494 nucleotides long. RefSeq names its product RNA pseudouridylate synthase domain-containing protein 1-like. Gene Ontology annotation, molecular function: pseudouridine synthase activity; RNA binding. The record is from RefSeq and is a predicted model, not a curated record. The coding region runs from base 221 to 1138 and encodes 305 amino acids. Gene Ontology annotation, biological process: enzyme-directed rRNA pseudouridine synthesis. NCBI's taxonomy places the organism in Eukaryota, Metazoa, Arthropoda, Malacostraca, Decapoda, Palaemonidae. The transcript has 6 exons.